CGUGGAAAUCUAUCCCCAUCCUUAGCAGGGAGGUGCUGGUCAUGUGACCCGAUGUUGAAAUUGACAAGCCGCGAGCUAGUCCCGGCUUUUUUUUUUUUUACCCCCUCCCUUUCCUUUUUCCCCCCCCUCCCUCCUCGGCUUCCUUUCUUUGUAGCCACCUCAGGGGAAGCAACAGAUCGUCACUCGGUGUUCUCACCGAAAGCACGUAAUCGCCGGUGUAACUCAUGUUGGCUGGGGGGCCUCCCCGCUCGCAGAAAGGCUGGGGUGCGCCCCCAAGCAGCUUUCCUUUGCUCAGCUGCACGGUCCUGGUCCACGAGCGCUCUGAGGGCGGCAAGAGAGCGCAACUCCUGACGCCUCCCCCCACUCCCCGGUGGGUGAGGGAUGCUCUGGGAUGGGGGUGGCCAGGUGAACGCCCGGAAUUGUGUAGCUUCAGGUCCCGGAGUCUGUUAUCCGAAGGCUUACGUUCAGCACCUUCUUCGCAGUCCCCCUCCCACAGACUUGCUCUGGAAAGCACCUCAGUCUCAGAAUCUGGCUGGACCCCAUUUGGGGCCAGGCUUCGCAGCCACGGAUGUGCCGGCCUCGUGGCUUGUCCGAUUUGCACGGUGACUUGAUUACACGCUCUCAUUCAUGGUCACUUCCGAAGCGCUUUAGUGCCUUCCGUCCCCAAACCGCCAACAGGCAAAGCGGCUUUCCUCCGCGGUUUGUCAAUAAUCCGCGCUGUCCGGAAGGGCCUUCGCCUUACCCGGGUUCCACCUUCCCUGUAUCUUUCUGCUUACUUCCUCAUCCCACACUCUGUCCUUGGAGGAACCCCUUCUCCUCGCUGCCUGUAGGGGUUCGGAGUGACUCCACAGAGCCAGAGGCGCCUCUGCUCACCGGUCCGCAAGCUGCCUGGUCUGCUGAAGCUGACGAAUCGGGAAACCAUGCAAUUGAGGCGAACCUUGGGCUGCUUUAGAGGCGCUGAGGAGCCUUCUCCUGGGAGGCCCAAGGUCGAUUUCAGCCCACCAGGAUCUGGGGAAGACCCAACUAGGGGUAAGAGCACACCGGAAGGCCAAGUCCGAGUUCCAGUCCUAGAAGAGGCGGCUGCGGGCAAGGUUAUGACAUUGGCCCUGGACACUGGUUUCCCAGGAGCUGUUCUUUCUCAAGAACUCCACAGCACGGGGCUGUCUCCAGAAAAUACUCUUCAACGUUUAUUUCCUUUAAUCGUCAACCCGGAGCCCUACCGCGGCUAAUGCAAGAGGCCAAAAAUGUUUGGAGGAAGAAAAACAAAGGCAGGAAGUGGCCGCGGCCUGACGGUGCGUGUAUGUCUGUAAAGAAGGGAGGGGGCCGGUUCAAUCUCUUCUUGUUUUCCCGAAUUUCAAGGUUUAGGCAGACCCCCUUAGGGCCUGGCCGAGGCUCACCCGGCGCAGCAUUUGGAGGUGGCCAAUGAGUAAGCCUCGUCGGGCUGAAAGGCUAAGAAGGAGAUUUGAUCGGCAGAACAAACCAAGCCUUUUCGGAGGUUUCUUCUGAUUUGGUCCUAAAGGGUAUAUGCUAGUGUCCACAGCGGCUCGUGUGGCUGCUGUUUUCCUCCUGUCGGACUAAAUGUACCAAGAAGGGAGAGAGAUUGAGGCACCUUGCUCGCUCCUCUCUCCUUCCGAGGUAGAAUAUCAGAAUAAAGUGUAUUCAGGUGCCUCUGCUGAA
Rattus rattus (black rat) is the source of this 1677-nucleotide messenger RNA. RefSeq lists its product as uncharacterized. The record is from RefSeq and is a predicted model, not a curated record. Bases 921 to 1229 code for a protein of 102 amino acids. The transcript is spliced from 2 exons. NCBI's taxonomy places the organism in Eukaryota, Metazoa, Chordata, Mammalia, Rodentia, Muridae.